Nannospalax galili (Upper Galilee mountains blind mole rat) is the source of this 1857-nucleotide messenger RNA. It is a transcript of the gene Lrriq4, whose product is annotated as leucine rich repeats and IQ motif containing 4. The record is from RefSeq and is a predicted model, not a curated record. NCBI's taxonomy places the organism in Eukaryota, Metazoa, Chordata, Mammalia, Rodentia, Spalacidae. Gene Ontology annotation, molecular function: protein binding. The coding region runs from base 181 to 1857 and encodes 558 amino acids. The transcript is spliced from 6 exons.
GUUGGGGGUACCCUGAGGGAGGAGCUUCCGAGGACUGGCUGCUUGGCUGCUGUUCUUAGGACCCGACUACAAAGCCGACGGUGACCCAGCCUUCUUCCGAAAGGACGCGCAGGCCUGCGAGGGCCAAGCGAGGAAUCCGACGUAUUUCAGAUUUUGAGUGUUGAACUUUACUUCAAAAUCAUGUCAAAGGAGAUACUGAAACCAGAGCCUUUUCCCAAAACUCGUCAGAGAAAUGACCCGCACUGGAUCACCGAUAGAACAUUCUUCAUUGACGGUUCCAACCAGAGUUUGAUGACCGUCCCGUCGGAGAUUUUGGCCUUGAAAGAUUUGGAAGAGUUGCACUUGGAAAAUAACCUGAUCGCAGAAAUUCCCCGGGAUAUUCAGCAUUUAAAGAAUAUCAAGGUCCUCUAUCUGAAUAAGAACAAACUGCAGAGCCUGUGUCCAGAGCUGGGGACGCUCAGCAACCUGGAGGGCCUGGACUUGAGCGGCAACCCCCUGCUGGCCUCCUCGCUGCCGGCGCUCAGCCGCCUGCGCACCCUGCGCGAGCUCCGGCUCUACCGUGCCGGCCUGGGAGAGGUUCCGGGCGUGAUCUGUAAAUCCCUCCAUCACCUGGAGCUGUUUGGGCUGGAGGGGAACCAGCUGGAACAUCUGCCGGAGGAAAUCGUGAACCAGACCAAGCUCAGGGAGAUCUACCUGAAACAAAACCAGUUCAAGGUUUUCCCUCGCGAGCUCUGUGUUCUCUGCAACCUGGAGAUCAUUGACCUGGACGAGAACAAGCUGAAGGCCAUCCCAGAAGAAAUCGGGCAUCUGACGAAGCUGCAGAAGUUCUACGUGGCGUCCAACCACCUGUCCUUCCUGCCGGAGUCGCUGAGCCAGUGUAGCAAACUGUCGGUGAUGGACUUGUCCCACAACUUCCUCCACUCGCUCCCGCUCACCCUGGACCAGCUCACCGAAAUGACCGAGGUUGGCCUGAGUGGGAACCGCCUGGAGAAGUUGCCGCGCCUCGUCUGCAGGUGGACGUCGCUGCACCUGCUCUACCUGCGCGACACCACCCUGCGCGGCCUGCGGCGCUCCUUCAAGCGCCUGGUCAACCUGUGUUUCCUGGAUCUCAGCCAGAACCACAUGGACCACUUCCCGAUGCAGCUCUGCGCGCUGAAGAAGCUGGAGAUCCUGGCCAUGGAUGAUAAUAAAAUAGGACAGUUACCAUCGGAACUGGGCUCACUUUCAAAACUAAAGAUACUUGGACUAACAGGAAACGAUUUCACAUCCUUCCCAGAGGCGAUCUUUUCCUUACCGUCUCUGGAGAAAUUAUACAUUGGACAAGAUCAGGGAACCAAGCUUUCCUAUGUGCCAGAAAACAUUGGGAACCUACAGAGUCUUAAAGAGCUGUACAUAGAAAACAAUCAUUUGGAGUACCUGCCCACAUCCUUGGGAUCAAUGCGAAACCUGGAAGUUCUUGAUUGUCGCCACAAUCUGCUCAGGCAACUCCCAGAUGCCAUUUGCCAAGCACAAGAUUUGAGAGAGCUGCUGCUGGAAGACAACUUACUCACCCACCUCCCAGAGAACCUGGAUCAACUGGUAAAUAUUAAGGUUCUGACACUGAUGGACAACCCCAUGGAAGACCCGCCAAUGGACGUGUGUACCCAAGGCAGUGAGGCUAUACGGAAACACCUGAAGGAAAACAGAAUUAGGAAAAUAAUGGCAAGAAAGAUUCAGGCGUGGUGGCGUGGAACCGUGGUGCAGAAAAGGUCCCGUGAAGAACCAGUAAAAGCACAAAAGAAAGGAAAAACCUCUCCAAAAGAUAAGAAAGGAAAAAAGGCUGCCAAAGGGAAACCUGCAAAAGGAAAUAAAAAGUAA